Paramecium octaurelia is the source of this 300-nucleotide messenger RNA. NCBI's taxonomy places the organism in Eukaryota, Ciliophora, Oligohymenophorea, Peniculida, Parameciidae. The record is from the annotation of a GenBank genome assembly.
AUGGAUGAUAAUCCUAAUGAAUGGAGAAUUAUGUAUCACGGUACUAAGUAGCAUUUUGUUAGUUCAAUUGUGAAAAAUAAUUUAAAUCUUACUAAUGGUAAUGUUUGUGCUAAGUAUGAUUGCUAAGAUGAGUCUGGAAAUACUGUAAAGGUAGGAAUAGGAUUUUAUUUUUCAAAUGAUUUUAACGUUUAUGUUAAUUAGGAUAUGCUGGAUACACUAUAAUUGGUAAUAAAUAAUUUGCACCUAUCUUUAUGUCAAGAGUAAAUCCCAAGAAAGUUAGACAGGGAGGAAGCUAUAUGA